Messenger RNA from Gigantopelta aegis, 2153 nucleotides. RefSeq lists its product as uncharacterized. Lineage: Eukaryota; Metazoa; Mollusca; Gastropoda; Neomphalida; Peltospiridae. The coding region runs from base 871 to 1755 and encodes 294 amino acids. The transcript is spliced from 2 exons. The record is from RefSeq and is a predicted model, not a curated record.
UAAAAUAACAUUGCAAAGACUCCAAAAACAGAAAAAUGUUUGCAAUGCAUAGUCUUGAAGCAAGCUAGAGAUACUGCAUUAGCACCAAAUUACCACACCAAUCAUACCAUGAAUAAGAACAGUGGUAGAGCACCUGCCUGAGUUGAGAUACUGCAUCACCACACCACUCAUACCAUGAACAAGAACAGUGGUAGAGCACCUGGCGGAGUUGAGAUACUGCAUCACCACACCAAUCAUACCAUGAACAAGAACAGUGGUAGAGCACCUGGCGGAGUUGAGAUACUGCAUCACCACCAAAUCACCACACCAAUCAUACCAUGUAAGAACAGUAGUAGAGCACCUGAUGGAGUUGAGAUACUGCAUCACCACCAAAUCACCACACCAAUCAUACCAUGUAAGAACAGUGGUAGAGCACCUGACGGAGUUGAGAUACUGCAUCACCACCAAAUCACCACACCAAUCAUACCAUGUAAGAACAGUGGUAGAGCACCUGAUGGAGUUAAGAUACUGCAUCACCAUCAAAUCACCACACCAAUCAUACCAUGAACAAGAACAGUGGUAGAGUACCUGGCGGAGUUGAGAUACUGCAUCACCACCAAAUCACCACACCAAUCAUACCAUGUAAGAACAGUGGUAGAGCACCUGAUGGUGUUGAGAUACUGCAUCACCACCAAAUCACCACACCAAUCAUACCAUGAACAAGAACAGUGGUGGAGCACCUGAUGAGUUGUCAUACUGCAUCACCAUCAAAUCACCACACCAAUCAUACCAUGUAAGAACAGUGGUAGAGCACCUGAUGAGUUGUCAUACUGCAUCACCACCAAAUCACCACACCAAUCAUACCAUGUAAGAACAGUGGUAGAGCACCUGAUGGAGUUGAGAUACUGCAUCACCACCAAAUCACCACACCAAUCAUACCAUGUAAGAACAGUGGUAGAGCACCUGACGGAGUUGAGAUACUGCAUCACGACCAAAUCACCACACCAAUCAUACCAUGUAAGAACAGUGGUAGAGUACCUGAUGGAGUUGAGAUACUGCAUCACCACCAAAUCACCACACCAAUCAUACCAUGUAAGAACAGUGGUAGAGCACCUGACGGAGUUGAGAUACUGCAUCACCACCAAAUCACCACACCAAUCAUACCAUGUAAGAACAGUGGUAGAGCACCUGACGGAGUUGAGAUACUGCAUCACCACCAAAUCACCACACCAAUCAUACCAUGUAAGAACAGUGGUAGAGCACCUGACGGAGUUGAGAUACUGCAUCACCACCAAAUCACCACACCAAUCAUACCAUGUAAGAACAGUGGUAGAGUACCUGAUGGAGUUGAGAUACUGCAUCACCACCAAAUCACCACACCAGUCAUACCAUGUAAGAACAGUGGUAGAGUACCUGAUGGAGUUGAGAUACUGCAUCACCACCAAAUCACCACACCAAUCAUACCAUGUAAGAACAGUGGUAGAGCACCUGAUGGAGUUGAGAUACUGCAUCACCACCAAAUCACCACACCAAUCAUACCAUGUAAGAACAGUGGUAGAGUACCUGAUGGAGUUGAGAUACUGCAUCACCACCAAAUCACCACACCAAUCAUACCAUGUAAGAACAGUGGUAGAGCACCUGACGGAGUUGAGAUACUGCAUCACCACCAAAUCACCACACCAAUCAUACCAUGUAAGAACAGUGGUAGAGCACCUGACGGAGUUGAGAUACUGCAUCACCACCAAAUCACCACGCCUGAGUUGUGAAGGAUUGUAGGACCAACCCGUCUCAGCAAUUCUAUUUUUUUUAUUGCAUCCCGACCAGUGCUCCACAACCUGUUCUUCAGAAGUCAUGGUGUGUACUGGCCUUUCUACGGAACAUUGCUUGUAUAAGAUUGUGUUCUACUAUUAGGUAGGAGUAGCCUAUGUGGUGACACUCCAAAACUACCAGUUAUUGACUUUCUUCUUUACUUCAACUUCGAAAUUAUCAAAUACUGAAAUGAAUAUUAAUUUUAGUUUAAUUUCUAAUAUUUACUCUUACUGGUAAAUAUUAAGUUUAUAUAUGAUUUAAAUCAGAAACUUACACCAUAACUAACUAUAUAUAUAUAUAUAUAUAUAUAUAUAUAUAUAUUUCUCUCUCUCUCUCUCUCUCUCUCUCUCUCUCUCUCUCUCUCU